Messenger RNA from Amblyraja radiata (thorny skate), 2167 nucleotides. Its product is annotated as calcium and integrin-binding family member 3-like. Gene Ontology annotation, biological process: calcium ion homeostasis. NCBI's taxonomy places the organism in Eukaryota, Metazoa, Chordata, Chondrichthyes, Rajiformes, Rajidae. Gene Ontology annotation, molecular function: calcium ion binding; magnesium ion binding. The coding region runs from base 230 to 793 and encodes 187 amino acids. The transcript is spliced from 6 exons. The record is from RefSeq and is a predicted model, not a curated record.
GAGUGUGUGCAGGGCCUGUUUGAGGUCAACCAGAUCGCAUUCUUUUUAUUCAUAGCCUUUUACAUGAGAAUGGAUGAAAUGAUCCCAUUAUUAUUCAGCAAUAAACUGGCCGAUGCAAAGAGCAAUGUGAUCCUCCCGCCUGGCUCCAGAUCAGCUCUCCUCAUAUUUAAGUAUUGAGUGGAGGAGGAGAGAGUUGGGCAGAGCCUGAUGUUCACCCUCACUGGCAAACAUGGGCAACAAGCAGACCGUCUUCACAGCGCAGCAGCUUGAUGCAUAUCAGGACUGCACCUUUUUCACAAGGAAGGAGAUCCUGAGAUUGUUCCACCGCUAUCGAGACCUGGCUCCUCAGCUAGUGCCACUCGAUUAUAAGGACAAUCCAGAUGUGAAGAUCCCUUAUGAAUUGAUUGGCAACAUGCCUGAGCUGAAGGACAAUCCCUUUCGCCAGAGGAUUGCAGAGGUGUUCUCCCAGGACAACGAGGGCAACAUGACUCUGGAUGACUUUCUGGAUAUGUUCUCUGUGCUGAGUGAAAUGGCUCCACGUGACCUGAAGGCAUGUUAUGCAUUUAAGAUUUACGAUUUUAACGAUGACAACUUUAUCUGUAAAUCGGAUCUGGAGAAGACGUUGGUCAAACUGACUCGCAAUGAGCUGACACCCGACGAGGUGCGGCUGGUGUGUGACAAGGUUCUGGGGGAAGCCGAUCUGGACAAUGAUGGCAAGUUAUCACUGGAGGAUUUCCAGCACAUGAUUGUACGAUCCCCUGACUUUCUCAGCACUUUCCACAUACGAAUCUGAGCAAUGCCAGUCACAGCAAUCCACACAGGAACACAAACAUCAAGAGAAUAACAUCCCACUGGGCACUGACCUGCCACUUCCUCUGAAUACAAGCUUGUGUGUUUAUAUUCUCAUCCGAUUGGAGAGAAAUCACUCAAGUUUGUUUCUCCAUAUGUGUCACUUAUCACCAUAGUGUUGCAUUUCUCAUAUCUAAUUCCUAUGCAGUUUGAAUCUUUAUGUGUUAUUAACCACCCUAGUUAUAUUGUUCAAAUAUGUCAUAGUCAUACAGCAAAGAAACAGACUCCGUCCCCUCGGUCCAAUUCAAUUAUUUAUCUGGAUACUUGUUAAAUGUUGUGAGAGUCUCCACCUCCCUCACAGACUCUACAUUUCAGAAUUGAACACUCUCCGAGUGAGAAAAAUCUUCCUCAGAUCUAAAGGCCUUUCCCUUCUUAUCUUAAACUGUACCAUAAAGUGUUAGAUAACUCUGCUUUGGGGAGAGGUUUCCUGCCCCAUCUAUGCCCCAGAUAAUUUUGUAUCAGUUCUCCUAUCAGCCUUCUUCACCCCAACAAAAUAUUCUGGUGAGUCUCCUCUGCACCCUCUCCAGUGUAAUCACAUUCUUCCUGCACUGCAAUACUCCAGCUGUAGCCUGACCAAUGUUUUAUAAAGUUGUAAACAGUACAUCCUGCUCUUAUAAUUAAGGCAAGCUUUCUUUAUGCCUUCUUCACUAGCCCUGCCCACCUGUGCUGUGUUGCAGGGAUUACAGUGUCGAGGAGAGAUACAGCACGGAAACAGCCCCGUGGGUCUGUGUUGACCAUCAGCCACCCAUUAAUCUGACAUUAAUCACCCUUUUUCUCUCCACAUUCCUUGGACAUGUACACCUAGGUCCCUCUGUUCCUCCUUAUUAGAGCUACCCAAGUGCAUCACUCACAUUUACCAGGAUUAUAUCCACUGCCCAAUCCUCUGCCCCUCUUAACAGCUGAUCAGUAUCAUACUAUAAUUUAAGACUAUCCCAUAACACAUGCUAAAUUCAAUAGCAUGUAUACAUUCACUGGGGUGUCUAAUCACCACACACACUGAUUAUUCAUGUUACAUGGAGUUCUACUGACUGCUCCCUUAUUACAUAUAAUAGUACAUCACAGGAACACGACCAUGAUGCCAUCUGCCUGCACAUGAACCGCAUCCUUCCAUUUCCUGCCUGUUCACGUGUCUUUCUAAAAGCUUCUUAAAAGUUGCCACGACAUGCGUUUCCACUAUCUCCCCUCACAGUGCACUUCAGGCAUCUACCACACACUAUGUAAAAAAAUUAGCCUUGUAAAUCUCGUUAACAUUUUCCUCCUCUCACCUUAAUGCAAUGCUUUUGGUAAAUGACAUUUUCACCUUGGGAUAAAGACUGAC